AUGCCCCCAGACGAUUUGUAUGAUCCCAUGGUCGCAGCCGCGAUUAAGGCCUCUCUGGAAGAUACCCAGGCACCAACUGGCAGCGCGUCUCAGUCAUCACCGCAAGCUCAGAACCUCCAGAGCAGAUCAUCCGCAAAGCCAGUCGUGGACUUGACCAACGACUCUGACAAUGACUCUGACUUACAGGUCGUCUUCCCGAAAUCGAACUCCAUGGUGGGCUCAGAAACCGAUGCCGAUGCCUCGGAGGACGAUGAUGACCUCAAACAAGCCAUCGCAUUGUCGCUGGAUACGAGCACUUCGCCUGUCAACGAGUCCAGAAAAUCCCUGCAGGGAACUCCUCAGAAUCAGGGUACAAAGUCUGAAAGCUCUCCCCAUAACACGGCGUCCGGUCAAGGAUUUUUGGGACUUGAUCGGAAGCAAAUGGAGCAGGAGCGUCUUCUUCGCUUGAAUAAGCGCAAAGCCGAUAGCCAAGAGACUUCACCCAGUCAGCCUCCUGCAAAGUCUGUCAAGGCUCAUGAAAUGCCGGGCAGUUCAGCCACGACAGUUUCAUCCGCAUCCGUUCCAGGUCCGUCAUCACGACCUGCAAACCAGCCCACAGUGGACGGUACGGAUAUCCGCGCCUCGUCACUAGACAUUGAGUUUGUGAGUUCCAAAAAAGCCACAUCGGAUACUCCAAUGGCAGAUUAUUCGAGGCAGCAUACAUCCAUGCCGCAGUCUGUCCCCCGUUCGGGAACGGGCAUUCAGUGGGCCCUGGGUACAGUGAAGAAGACUCGACUGUCCAAUUCGCCGCGCAAGCCUAACGACAUUUCGAUCGAAGAGGUAUUGCAGCGAGAGGACUUGGAAAUUGCAGUGCUCAGUUCGUUUCUCUGGCAAUACGAAUGGGUCCUUAGCAAGCUGGACACUAAUCGGACCUUGAUUCGAUUUGUUGUACACGCAGAAACUGAACAACAAAUGGAACUCGAAGCAGAAUCUGCGGGCAUUUCCAACCUCCGCUUCACCUUUCCUUCCCUUGAAGGCCAGAUCAGCAUCAUGCAUUCCAAGCUGAUGUUACUUUUCCACCCUGGUUAUCUUCGCAUCGCAGUUCCUACGGCCAACCUCAUUGCGGUUGAUUGGGGUGUUGGUGAUGUGAUGGAGAAUUCGGUCUUCAUCAUUGACCUUCCUCAGAAGAGCCAAAAGAAUGGCCCCGCAGAAGAUAUUCACCCACAGUUCUACCAUGACCUCGUCUAUUUCCUGAAAGCGAGCUCAUAUCCCCAGACAAUCAUUGACAAACUGGCCGGCUUUGAUUUCAGCGAAACCGCUAGGUACGCAUUCGUACAUACGAUUGGCGGAGCUCACCAAGAUGAGAAAUGGAGGUGGACAGGAUAUACCGGUCUCGGACGUGCCGUGGCGAACUUGGGUCUCCGAACACAAGCGCCUAUCAGUGUUGAUUUCAUUACUUCUUCACUCGGAUCACUAUCGGAAGACCUUCUAAGGGGCUUUUACUUGGCUUGCAAAGGCGAUGAUGGAACAACCGAUUACCAAUUCCGCAAUACCAAGCCAUCCCUUAGAGCAAAAAGCCCCCUGCAAAACAUCAGUCGGGAAUGGACAGACCGUUUCCGUGUCUACUUCCCCUCCGCCAGGACAGUCGAUGGUGUUGCACGGUCUGUGCAUCGACCCGCACGGGAUAUUGGAGGAACCGUUUGCUUUUCUUCAAAGUAUUGGAACGCCCCCAAGAUGCCAAGACAUGUUUUGAAAGACUGCCAGAGCGAGCGGAAUGUCCUCAUGCACAACAAGAUUGCAUUUGUCAAAGUUUCAGAGCCAAUUCCUUUCUCGGAGGAUACGGAAUGCCGAGGAUGGGCUUAUGUCGGAAGUGCCAACCUCAGUGAAUCCGCCUGGGGCCGUCUCGUCAAAGACCGCGUAACAGGAGCACCCAAGCUCAACUGCCGCAACUGGGAAUGUGGUGUGCUCAUUCCAGUUAUCAGCGAAAUAUCCGCAAGCAAGGCACCCGCUGAUAGCCGUUCGGAGACUGACUCUAAUAAUCUAUCGGUCGCGCUUUUCAACGACACUAUCCCUGUGCCGAUGAAGACCCCAGCUGAGAAUCUAGCAGCGGGCCGGGAGCCAUGGUUCUUCAGGGACUGA
This is a messenger RNA of Penicillium argentinense, 2118 nucleotides long. RefSeq lists its product as uncharacterized. Gene Ontology annotation, biological process: single strand break repair; double-strand break repair. Bases 1 to 2118 code for a protein of 705 amino acids. The transcript is spliced from 8 exons. NCBI's taxonomy places the organism in Eukaryota, Fungi, Ascomycota, Eurotiomycetes, Eurotiales, Aspergillaceae. Gene Ontology annotation, cellular component: nucleus. Gene Ontology annotation, molecular function: single-stranded DNA binding; 3'-tyrosyl-DNA phosphodiesterase activity; double-stranded DNA binding. The record is from RefSeq and is a predicted model, not a curated record.